Plectropomus leopardus (leopard coralgrouper) is the source of this 1102-nucleotide messenger RNA. RefSeq lists its product as uncharacterized. The record is from RefSeq and is a predicted model, not a curated record. NCBI's taxonomy places the organism in Eukaryota, Metazoa, Chordata, Actinopteri, Perciformes, Serranidae.
AUGGACAAUCCACAAAGAAGGACCGGUGAAGGGCAGAAAAUAUCAUUCAUACCCAAGUUUUCUCAAGUUUUCCUCAACCCUAUUGGAAAUCUUUGCUCUUGCUAUGAAAUGUUUGGACGAGGUGGAGAUGGAUCUAACCGACUGGUUUUAGUCUGUCUGGGUCUGCUGAACGUUGCUCUGCUGAUAGCUGCUGUUGUUAUUGGGACUUAUUGUGCCAAAGUCAAAGAGGGUUCCCUCCAGGUUUCUCACUCAGCAGCAACAGAGCUCAUCAAUAAGCUGAAUAUUCUCCGUGGCAACCACAGUGAUGUGAUCAAAGCCGAAAAGGAAACCAAGGAUGCAUUAGAGAGAGCACUCAAAAAUCAUGUACAAAUAAAGGAGAAGAUUGAGCAGCUGAAGACCAUCAAUGACAAUUAUCAGAAACAAACUGAGGCACUGCUAACACAGAAGACAAUUUUGCUGUCCAAUAUGUCAGCUUUUGAAAACUGUGGCAGGUGCCUCUCUGGAUGGGUUCCUCUCAACUCAUCCUGCUAUUUCUUUUCUUACUCUGAGUCCUCUGUUGUCAAAAAGAACUGGCCGGAUAGCAGAGCAGACUGUAUCCAUCGUGGAGCUGACCUGAUUGUGAUCGAUAGCCAGGAGGAGCAGAUAUUUGUGAGUCACACCAUUGAAUAUAUGAAAACUAGCAGUCGUUUUUGGGAAAAUGCAUUCUGGCUUGGAUUCACUGACAGAAACACAGAAGGGACAUGGCGCUGGAUUAAUAAUGUCACCGAGGUGGAACAGAGGUACUGGAUGGAUGGAGAGCCAAACGAUGAUGGACACAGGGGAGAAGACUGUGGUAUGGCAGUUUCUAGCUCUGUGAAUCCCUGGAAGACACGUAAUGAUGGCAAUUGUGAAAGGUCAAAAAUACACUGGAUAUGUGAAAUGACAUCUAGAUAGAAUCAGGAAGUUCUGCUAAAGAGCAAAAUACAAGUGGUUUUUUUUUGGGGGGGGUGGGGUGCUAUUUCUAUUUCUUUUUUUGUUUGUUUGACAAUAAAAACUGAUCUCAUGUUUCUGUAAUUCUUCAAAACAUUCAAUAAUUCUAACUGUAUCCAACUGUAGAAUAAAA